ACGGCGGCUGUGCAUCAGUGCCUUAGCAGACCUUCCAUCGGUCUUGACGCCCCGUCCCAGGCGCCAGCACGCACGCACUCAGUGCCUCUGUUGUCUUGACUGCCGCACAGUGGCACUGGGUCACAGGUGUGACGCCUUGCACGGGCCACACGCCACCCGCAGGCACUUCAUAGUGUGUGGCGAGCCCUAAUGACCCCUGGCGUGCAGUGUUUGCAAGGGUAUUCGCGGGGAGCAAGUGAUGACAGCUCUGCCACUGGGCUAUUGGUCCAGACUUCGACAGCGUGCCCAGUUGAUUAUUAAUAUCGUUUUCUAGCAGUGAAUACGUUGGUGAGAGAAGGCAACCACCUGUCUCAUUCAUAUGUGAAGCAAGCCACUUCGUGCGUGCCUCCUUCGAGAAUCCUGAGGGGCGUGGUGGCCAGGCAAGUAGUAAGAACUGGCGGGUCGUGUAUAGAGUGGGCGUGUGUGGCGUGUGAGGUGUAUGCGUGACUCGUGUACUACCAGGAGCGGCUUGUUGGUGGAGGCUGGGGGAGAGUACUAUCCCGGCUGGUGUGUCACCAAGUGCAUCACUGCCAUGUACGGCAGUUACACAUCUGCUGGUCCCACCUCCACGCAGGUGUAUGGAACACAGCUCACAGACAGUCCCGGGCCGUCUGCCGUGGCCCACCCGCCUGUUGAGUCCCUCAUGUUCUCAGUGCCACCGCCCCAAGUCUGCUCCACCAGGCACGAUCCCUGCACAGCCUGUAUCUCAUGCACGUCAUGCGGGCGAGGCACUCACCACUACCACCACUCUCCCACGUCGGGCCUUGCUUCCGCCUCGCCCACCUCCGUCCCCUCAAACCAAUCGGAGGAGGACCGCACGCUGGCUCUUCAAUUGCGAGCAGCCGCAAUCUUCAACAAAACUGACGUGGCCAUGCCCGGAGGGAACCUUGGCGGGGCUCCUGCCUCCCUCGGUCCGCCUCCUCCAUCCACUUCCACAUUUCCUUACCCCCCGCCGUCUCACUUAACACCCUUUACCCACCCCGCCCAGUCAUGUGACACUAGUCCUACUCAGUAUUGCACGUGCAGUGCCUCUCCCUCCAGUAACUGUUCCAGCUCCUCGUCGCCCCUCCCGUCGUGUCCAUACCAUUGUUUUGCUCUCACGUCAACCACCACCACUACUACAUCAGUGGCAGUAGCAACAGCUUUCUACCCCAACACAGUCAUGACCACCCACGCCAACACUGACCUUGCCUCCAAAACAGCCUCCACCACUACUACCAGCAUCACCGCUUACCUUGACUCUCCGUCUCCUUCAGGGAUGAAGCGGAUGUCGGAGAUGGAAGGAGAGACGCCACUUAAACGCCCCCGCCCCGCCGGCGACACAGAACUGCGACUUCUUAUCCAGAGCAAGGCUGCUGGCUCCAUCAUCGGGAAAGGAGGACAGAACAUCUCCCGUUUACGCAGUGAGAAUCCAGCCAGUAUUACCGUGCCCGAUUGCCCAGGCCCCGAACGAGUGCUGACCAUCGGCGGCUCGGAGGAGGUGGUGCUGAAGGUGCUGAAUGAAGUGCUUCAGUGCCUGGACGAGGCGCUGCAGAAGGGGAAUGAAUCCGAUGCCCGCAUGCUCGUGCACCAGAGUCAGGCCGGUUGCAUCAUCGGCAAGGCUGGCUCCAAGAUCAAGGAACUGAGAGAGGAAUGUGGGGGACAAAUCAAAGUGUACACAAACUGCUGUCCCCAGUCCACCGAUCGUGUCAUCCAGAUUACUGGCGACCGUGACCGCACCGUCCUCACCAUCACUCGGAUAAUUGAACUUUUGAAGGAGAGUCCCAUCAAGGGAAUGAACAAUCCCUAUAAUCCCCACAACUUUGAUGAGUUCUUUGCCAAUGAAUAUGGAGGUUGGGGAGAGUCACCUAAGGGCAGAUUCCCUGGUGGCCCUAUGGGUCGUGGUCCCCCCCACAUGGGUCCUGUGGGACCAAUGGGUCGAGGUCCAAUGGGACCACCAGGUGGACCACCAGGAGGUCCUCCAGGACCACCACCAUUUGGGCGACGUGGUCCAAUGGGACCACCUCAUGGUCCUCCUCCUCCUAUGCGGGGUCCACCAAAUGGAGAAUUUGAAGGGAUGCUUGGGAAAGGCAAACCAUUCAUGAAUGGUAGUGACCCACACAAUGGAGACCUGCCUACAACCUCAACUCAGGUUUUACAGGUGACAAUCCCCAAAGAUGCUGCCGGGGCUAUCAUCGGCAAGGGAGGUGCAAGGAUCCGCAAAAUCCGUUCCGACUCAGGAGCUUCCAUUUCCAUUGAGGAUUCUCGACCUGGCACCAAUGACCGCAUCAUCACCAUCAAUGGAAGUGAGCCUCAGAUCAAACAUGCCCAGUACCUUCUCCAGCAGAGUGUGCUGGAGUAUGGGGGCCAGCAUUACCAGGGUGGAGACUAUGAGGAGCAGACUAGCGUGAGGGAGUUUGGAGGUCAGACUGGCCGCAGAUACUAAGCACCACCAGUAAGUCCAGCCAUCUUCAGAUUCUCAUAUUGAUGAAGUAGAUACACAUUACCACACUCAUGCAAAAAGGCUAAACCACUAGAUUUAGGGAUUUGUUUGGAAGUUCUAACACAAGUGCUGUAGAAUGUUUACUCUAGGUUCAAAGAUUAAAAUGCCUCUUCCAAGGUGAGGCUCUUGAUGUAGGAAUUUAGCAAAUCAUUGCUAAAGUGUCAGAAUUGCAGUAGUAUUCUGCCAAGCUGAGCUGGAUAAAGAUUGCCACAAUUUGCACUGUUUUAACAUGUUGAUAGUUAAAAAAAAAUAAUUUGAGAUUGUAACUAUGCUUGGGGGACUUUUUUGAAGCACAAAAUGAGUCCAGUUAGGUUGAUUGUACCUGCUUCAGUGAUGGUAUAGAUAAGGAAAUGUUUAAAAGAGCACUGUUGAUGGAAUGACCUCACAGAUGACGGCUAGGAUUCCAUCCAAUAUAUUGAAGUAACUGUUAAUCAAAAAAAUAAAACCUGUAUAGUUUUUUACUUCAAGCACUGUUUCAGUUCAUAUCAGAAUUACAUGUUUUAAUUUUCUUAUAAUUAAUACAAUUGUAGAUGUGAAAAGAAUGAUAUCUGUGGAAGGGGAAAUUCAUAAAUAUUUAGACUUCAUCUUGGGAGUCUAACGUCCACUAAUAAACUAUGAAUAUUCAGGUAUUUGACUAAAUAAACUAGCUCCAAAGUAAUCACUAAUGUAUUUUUGUACAAUUUAUUGUCAUAAUAUUUGUUUCGUGUUAUUCUACAUAUGGAUUACUAAUAAAUGUUCGUCAUCUAACCCAUUAGCACUACUUCUACCAUUUACUUCCUGGUUCACCGCUACACCUCUUUAACGUCCUCCUGAAGGAGAGACUGUGUCAUUUGACCUUUCAGUCCUCCAUUGAGGAAGAACAUUCACACUCUUGUCUGAUGACUACAACUAGAUAUCUCUCCCUUUGAAAUCAGAGCUUUUCAUGAGGGUUGUAGUAAUAUUUCCUGCCUUAACUCCUGUGCUAAGACCCUAACUGUUAGAUGUGCCCUUCACGUAGAGGCUGUCCUGCCCUUUGCUUUAGCUCCUGUUUUCCCAUGGGAUGUAUUUCAGAUGUUUGCUUAGCUGAUAUUGGUUUUGACAGGUAUAGCAUGUUUUAGGCUGUGUAGCAGACCAUGAUUUCUUUGCCUUGUAAACAUACUAUGUACAUGUAGAGAAUAUCAGCUAUAUUUGAUGAUGAGAUAGGGUUGUAUGCACAGGUCAUAGAAACAAUACACUGAAAGGUUGAUGAGGUCAAUCUGUUAAGUAAACAUCUAAGAUACUCUCCUAGAAUGUUUGUAUGUCUGUACCUGAUAAUUCAAGCCAUUGUCCGUGUACAAAGGUAUCUCGUUGUCACCAUUUUUAAGAAAGACAAAGGACACUCGCCACAAUUUCCUUAUUCUCCAGCAGUUUUCCUCCCCCUCUUAGUCAUAUGGAAUGAGCCGUUCCAGCUCCCCACAUGCACUUCAUUUUAUAUGCUCCCAUUAAGAGAAACUAAUAAUAAAGUAGUUUGUGUUUGUGUUCAGCUUUGUUUGAAUCAAUUUAGGUUUCAAAACCCUUAGAUAACUUUUACAAAGUGUGAUUUGGCUAAUUGUUUGAGAAUGAGUUAUUGCUGUCAUCCCUGCUUUUGUAGGUCAAGUAGACAUUCCAUGCAGCACAUAUUUUGUUACAAAUUAUAUUUGUUUAUUUUUUCAUCUAAUCAAGCCAGCUUCUCAACACUGAAAAUGUUGAGUACACUUUUGUGGACUCAAAAGCCAUCUGAGGAAACAAUCCUUUGUUAAGUUCUUAACACAAUCGGCUUUUUCAUAUGGACAUAUAGUUCCUCCUGGUGACAUUGUCCAGGUUUGGUUAUGUUUCAGUUUUAUUUUUAUGCAGUUUGGAGCAAGCUUUCCCUAUAAUGUAAGAAAGAGCCUUAACUCUAAUAGGAAAUAGGUAAUCUGUCCCCAUUGCCUGCAUACAUUAGUAUUUGAAGUUAUAUUACCUCGUAUAGAGUUUAUGUCCAGUGUAUCUAGAAAUUUUAACAAGAAUCACUAUUUGCUCCUCAGGGGAUCAAAUUUAACUAUGCAUGAGCUGGCCCAGUAGGGAAAAUCCUUCAUUAUGAAAUACCAUUAUGACGUGCUAAGAGUCGCCACCUUCCUUGGGAACUUUGAUGAAAUACACACAUGUAGUUCUUCCUUUGUAGUGAAACUUUUAUGUAAUGACUGCAUUACAAAUUAUUUCACGCAAAAUAUAAAAGGGUUAUAAAUAUCAAAGUUUGGAUGAUUAAAUUGAUAGUCUAAGAUGUGCCUACGGUCCCCUGAAAAGCAAGUAUUGUCCUGCAACUUGACUGGAUGUUCACAUUUAAGAGAUUUGAUUUAUACAUAAGGACCAGACACUGUUAUUUGUGUCCAUAGUUUAAAACUCUUGAAGCCAUCCAUUUUGUAAUGUGAUUAAUGUAUUUUGCAUUCAUAUAAAGGAAUAAAUACCAGAAGAUAU
Molecule: messenger RNA, 4972 nt
Organism: Eriocheir sinensis (Chinese mitten crab)
Lineage: Eukaryota; Metazoa; Arthropoda; Malacostraca; Decapoda; Varunidae
Product: heterogeneous nuclear ribonucleoprotein K-like
Exons: 11
Coding region: 479-2464 (661 amino acids)
Biological process (GO): regulation of mRNA splicing, via spliceosome; regulation of transcription by RNA polymerase II
Cellular component (GO): nucleus; cytoplasm
Molecular function (GO): mRNA binding
Source: RefSeq, a predicted model, not a curated record